Messenger RNA from Penaeus indicus, 585 nucleotides. Its product is annotated as postacrosomal sheath WW domain-binding protein-like. NCBI's taxonomy places the organism in Eukaryota, Metazoa, Arthropoda, Malacostraca, Decapoda, Penaeidae. The transcript has a single exon. The coding region runs from base 1 to 585 and encodes 194 amino acids. The record is from RefSeq and is a predicted model, not a curated record.
AUGGCGACCCUCCCAAGGGCCAUCCACGCCCCGCACAGUGACUAUUGGCGACCCUCCAAGGGCCAUUCACGCCCCAGCAAAGUGACUAUGGCGACUCCAAAGGCCCCAUCAAGCCCGCACAGUGACUAUGGGACCCUCCGCAAGGGCCAUCACGCCCCGCAAGGGAAUAUGGCGACCCUCCCAAGGGCCAUCACGCCCGCACAGGACUAUGGCGAACCUCCAAAGGGCCAUCACGCCCCGCACAGGAAUAUGGCGACCCUCACUAAGGGCCAUAACGCCCCGCACAGUGACUAUGGCGACCCUCCAAGGGGGCAUCACGCCCCGCACAGUGACUCAUGGACGACCCAUCCCAAGGGCCAUCAAGCCCCGCACAGUGACUAUGGCGACCCUACCAAGGGACAUCACGCCCCGCACAGUGACUUAUGGCGACCCUCCAAGGGCCAUCACGCCCGCACAGUGACUAUGCGACCCUCCCAAGGGCCAUCACGCCCCGCACAUUUCGACUAUGGCGACCAUCCAAGGGCCAUCCCACGCCCCCGCACAACGACUAUGGCGACUAUGAAAUACUAUGACGAAUAUGUUUAG